AAAGCUUCAAUUUUGACAUGGCAUGUAAAUUACAAGUUCCAAAAACACACAACCUUCGUCUUCUCACAUAACGGUCUUGAGAAUUCCAUGCCUCUAAGCAACCAAAGAUUAGCUCACACCCUAAACCUCAGUCGCUCACAUGUUCCUUUCUCUCCUCCUUUUUUGCUUAGUCUCCUUAAUUAGGUCAUAUUUCCUCUUCUUUCCAUGCAAAUCUUUCUGGGUAUUCCUCUGCAGGUGAUAAGUCCUUUUUUCUUCUUGCAUGAAAAUUUAAAGUUGAAAUCACACCUCCCACUAAGGGGAUUGAUGGAUUGAAUCGAUGCGUGUCCUCAACAACUUUUUGCAUAGAACUCGUUUUUAUUUACUAAGGUGAUUGAUGGAUUGAAAUCACAGCUCCCACUAAGGUGAUUGAUGGAUUGAAUCGAUGGGUGUCCUCAACAACUUUUUGCAUAUAAUCUAUUUUUAUUUAUUCAAUAUAGGUGCUGUUAAUGGAGUAUUGUAUCAAAAGAUGGCUCUUUUUGGUACCUCUUUCUGGGUCUCUGUCUCUUCCCUGUUUCUUGCUCUCUUUGGUUUCGUAAAUCGAAGCUUCUUCAGGUUUUUAGGAGAAGAAACCAAUCAAAAAAAGAACCCAGACUGUUUGGCUGCUGAUCCCCAAGAAAAAAAUCUGCUGGAGUCGGUUUAUAAUCAGUCAGAAGAUGAAUCCCGUGAAAAUACAGGUCCUGACAUGAUUGAGUUCUUCGAGGAAAACAUGGAGGACGAAAAAGAGUCAUCAAACUUGUUGUUCAAGUUUGAAUUUCAGACGCGGACUUAUCAAAAAUUUAGUACAAGUUACAGAGGAUAUGAUGGUAAUGUUGGCUCUAGUUCAGGUGCUCUGUUAAGUGCCAACAAGUACGAGUUCAUGUCAGGGGAGGAUCUUUGUUGUUUCAUGGAUAAGCCAGAGGAUUUAAGCUCGAGUAUCAGAGAUUUUUAUUCUGAUUCAGAAAAUGGUAUUGAGGAGAUUACAGAUGAAGGGUCUUUGUCUGAUAAGUAUUUCCCGCAUCACAACUCAGAAACAGAAGCUGUUCAUGAAGAAAAACCAGAUAAUUCUGUCUCUAGGUAUGACAGAAUUUCAUCAUCAAGUGAGGAAGAUUUUUUAGGGGAAGCUCAGUUUCUAUCAGAGAAGGACUUCAUUGCUAUUAAUUCUGAUUUGAACUCUAUAGCUUCAAGCCCUGAGUUUGUAAAUGAUCUCAUGGGUUCAGUGGAUGACGGAUUCUUAUCAGAAGAAGAUUUCGAAGAAGAACUUGAUAAUGUUUCCGUUGAGGACAUUGAUGGGGAGAAGAUAGAAUCUUCCGAGCAAGAUUUAGAAGAAGCAUAUUUGCAGAAUUUGAGUAAAACUGAGGAAGAUAUUGAAAUAAUGGAGCAGCUUAAGAAACUUGAAGAAUCAGAAAUUAGCAGCAAUUUCAAUCAAGAAGAAAAUGGUGAUAGAAGAAAUGGAAGUUUGGAUGAUACUAACAAGUCCGGCUCAGAGAAGCCAUCAGGUUGCGAGGAUGAAGAUCCUAACAGAAUAGAAACUCUAUGGGAACAUCAAGAUUUGAUAGAGCAGCUGAAGAUGGAGCUGAAAAAGGUGAGAGCCAUUGGUCUGCCAACUAUUCUUGAAGAAUCAGAAUCACCCAAGAUAAUGGAGGAUUUGAAGCCAUGGAAGAUUGAUGAGAUGUUCCGGCAUGAGGAUAGAAUGGGAGAGCUUCAUAAAUUUUACAAAAGCUACAGAGAAAGAAUGAGGAAAUUCGAUAUCUUGAACUAUCAGAAGAUGUAUGCAAUAGGUUUUCUGCAGUCAAAGGACCCACUUCACUCUAUCUCAGGCCAGAAAUCUUCUCAAUAUCCUGCAAUCACAUCACUUUUUCCCAAUAUAUUCAAGGGUAAAAAGUUGGAGUUUGAUCCAAUGAAGCAGUUCAUAAGAGAGCUGCAUGGUGACCUGGAAACGGUGUAUGUUGGGCAGCUGUGCCUCUCGUGGGAAAUCCUCCACUGGCAAUACGAAAAAACCUUGGAAAUAUGGGAAUCUGAUCCUUACGGAAUCCAUAGAUACAAUGAAGUUGCUGGCGAAUUUCAACAGUUUCAAGUGCUUAUACAAAGAUUCAUAGAGAACGAACCGUUUCAAGGCCCAAGAGUACAAAAUUAUGUCAAGACACGGUGCAUUCUGCGUAAUCUUCUUCAAGUUCCGGUAAUAAGAGAAGAUAGUACGAAAGGUAAAAGAAAGGCAAGACGAAGAGGGAGAGACGAUGAUGCUAUUACAAGUGAUAUGCUAGUGGAGAUCAUGGAAGAAUCGAUCAGAAUAUUUUGGCGGUUUGUUCAAGCCGAUAAAGACGCAAACGUCGCAACACGAAAAAGCAGGAGAGGAACACAGGUUGAACCCCAGCCAGGCCUUGCAGAUUUAGAGCUUUUGGCAAAUGUUAGAUCAGCUCUUCAAAAGAAGGAGAAGAAACUUAAAGACAUAUUGAGAAGUGGAAACUGCAUACUAAGAAAAUUUCAAAAGCAUCAGGAAGAAAACUCAGAUCAAGUCCUUUACUUCUUCUCUCAAGUAGACAUGAAACUAGUAGCAAGAGUUUUGAACAUGUCCUCCAUAAUUACAACAGACCAGCUACUGUGGUGUCACAAUAAGCUCAACAAGAUUUCUUUUGUUAACGGAAAGAUACAUGUAGAACCAUCAUUCUCUCUUUUCCCUUGUUGAUUAACUAUAAAAUAUACAUGUUUAUAUGGCUCUCUAACUACUCUAUAUUGACCGUAAUCUAUUAAAUUAUACA
Carica papaya (papaya) is the source of this 2774-nucleotide messenger RNA. Lineage: Eukaryota; Viridiplantae; Streptophyta; Magnoliopsida; Brassicales; Caricaceae. The record is from RefSeq and is a predicted model, not a curated record.